Messenger RNA from Cucumis sativus (cucumber), 910 nucleotides. RefSeq lists its product as uncharacterized. The record is from RefSeq and is a predicted model, not a curated record. The transcript is spliced from 2 exons. The coding region runs from base 215 to 583 and encodes 122 amino acids. Lineage: Eukaryota; Viridiplantae; Streptophyta; Magnoliopsida; Cucurbitales; Cucurbitaceae.
CUUUUAUUUUUUCAUUUUUGGAAGGGGGCCAAAUUUCAAAUAUGCAUCCAAACUCAUUUUGCUCCCAAUUUAAUAUUCAUUUUAUAAUAACUUGAAUCCCAGGCCCGAAGGUUACUACGGCGAUACAUUUUUUCAACGAACAGAGCAUAGGGAAGGAUUACUGGGGUUUGUUUUCUUCUCUGUCUGCUUUUGUUAGUAAAAAAGAAAAAUUAAGAUGUUUGGGACUGCAGUAAGGUGUUUCGCGACGAAGCCAAAGCCCAAAAUGAAACCGAUAGAGCUUAAAACUCCACCGGAGCAAACCCAGACGAUCACUAGAGCCAUCUUCGACAUUGUUAAGGAGCACGGUCCACUAACCAUAGCCGAAACUUGGGACCGCGUUCAGGAAGUUGGUUUGAGAGGAUUAACAAGCAAAAGGCAUAUGAAAAUAGUGAUGAGAUGGAUGAGGGAACGACAGAAGAUAAGAUUAAUGUGCAACCACGUAGGACCUCAUAAGCAGUUUCUUUAUACCACCUGGUUCACAAAACCCAACUUCGAACAGGCAAAGCAACUGCAGCGCAAUGUUUCACAACCGAAAAGGCCUUGAAUGCCUACAGGUUACCUGUAAAGAAGCUUUGUUUUCUUGUUUCUUUAUUUCUUUUUCAUGGAAGUUGUUCUUUAGUUUUUCCACAAACGACAACUAUAUAGAACGAAUGACCAUAGGCAAGGAUUUAAACACCGACCUUGUAUAAUUUUAGAUCCUUAAUCUUUUAGAUAACAGAUUGUAUUGAGGGUCGUUAGUCAGUUGAUACUCCUUUUGCCUUUGGUUCUCCCUAAAACAUAUAUAUUAGACUGUUUCCUAAAAGCCUUGCUGAUGUGAAAAUCCAUUGUUUAUUGACCGGUAAGUUAUAAUUAGAAUCUUUUUGUGAAACAA